Molecule: messenger RNA, 249 nt
Organism: Knipowitschia caucasica
Lineage: Eukaryota; Metazoa; Chordata; Actinopteri; Gobiiformes; Gobiidae
Source: the annotation of a GenBank genome assembly
AUGGCUGCGCGGAAGCUGUCUGAUGGAAAAGAGGGAGAGACCUCAGUGCUCUGUCUCCACGCCAUCUCCCCAGACACGCGGGAAGGUCAAGCGGGGCAAACAGCCUCCCUUCCCGAAGGCCGGGCAGCCUUCGAGGCACUGGAGCGUUCAUUGCGGCACUCUCACUCUCCCCUGGGGAGAGAAGAGAGGCCCGUGAUCUGGGCGGUGCGUGAUAGGCGUCAGUCAGCCCAGGGCAGGGGAAGCAGAUGA